UACUUGUUCAUGGAUUACUUGCUGGCUAGCCGAAGCCGCUAAGUCGCCAUAUUGUGUUUGUAGCUUGGGCUCUUGUGGAUUUUGAGACGCAACUAAUGUGGUGAAGACAUUAUUUAUUUCUUAUUUUGAUCAUAAUCUGUAGUGUUCAGAGUUAACUAGUGUCUUUUAAACGUCUCCAGUAACUUUAUGAAACUCACAGUAGUAGCAAUUUAUUACAUUCCGUUGUUCUGGAAUAGUCUAGCUGUGUAUUUCAUUUGAUCUCAUGUUUGCAAGUUUUGUUCUUGAACAAAGUUCUAAGUCAUACUUAUUAAAGUUACUGAAUUUACUCUAGUUUUGGAGCUGGAUCAAUAUUUGAAUCAUAACAUGUUGCAAUUCUGAAAUUGGACUGUUGACUUAUAAAUAGGUUUAUAGUGUGGGCAGUUUUUGCCCAAGAGCACCGGUUUUUCAAAGGACUUCAACCUUGAACAUUGAAGUUGUAUUCUUAUCUCCAAAAUGAUGUACACGGGAACAACAGCUGAACAAGACAACAGAUUUAGUGACAAAGAAAAGAAACUGUUGAAACAAAUGAAGUUUGACAACAAUCUUCAGAAACCUGUUGACAUGACCAAAGUAAAAUUGGACGUGAUUAAACCUUGGAUUGCACAGAAGAUAAAUGCAGUUCUUGGCAUUGAAGAUGACGUUGUUGUACAUUUUGUGUUCAACCAGCUGGAGGCAAAGUUCCCAGAUCCAAAGAAGAUGCAGAUCAACUUGACAGGAUUUCUGAAUGGUAAGAAUGCACGUAUAUUCAUGAGCGAGCUGUGGGAGUUGCUGUUGUCAGCUCAGGACUCUGUCAGUGGAAUACCUGAGCAAUUCAUGGAGAAGAAAAAAGAAGAAAUAAAGAAAAGAAUGGAGGAAGCAGAAAGGUUGCAAGAAAAUACAAAAAAGCAACUAGAAAAGAGUAAGGAUAAGGACAAAGACAGAGAUAAAGACAAGGAUCGAGACAGGAAGCGAGACAGAAGCCGAAGUAGGAGUAGCAGGAAAAGGAGCAGGUCCAGAGAUAGAGAUCGCGACAGAGACCGUGACCGCCAUAGGGACAGAAGGGACAGAGAUAAGAAAGACAAGGAUAAGGAGAGGGAAAAAGAUGUAAAAAGGUCCGUUACCAAAUCACCAUCAAGGAGUGAAAAAAAGGAACGAGAGCAUUCAGUUAAGAAAGAGGUGGAAUCUGCGUUAUUAUUAGACAAUGGCAAAGAAAGAUCACACAGCCCCUCCGGUGAAGACGAAAAGAAACCGAAAUUGGAAGUGUCUAAUGUCCAAGCCAAGUUGUUCAAAUAUGCUGGGGUUGAGGGCGUAGAACCUAGUAUUAAAAAAGAACGGAGUCACAGCCGAGAGCGGUCUCAGAGCAGAGCUUCUUCUGCCUCUUCCAAAGCAUCAGGCCAUCUGAAAGAAAGAUCAUCUCCAUCAAAGGAAAAAAAUGAAUCAACAGACAAAAAGGAGAAAAGAAGAGACUCUAGAUCUUCCUCUAGCUCCUCAGCAUCAUCUCAAGAGGAUACUAAGAAACCUGUGAAUAACCACAAGGACAGCUCACGGUCCAGAUCUCGGUCCGCUCCUCCCACCAGUCUUAAACAGAAGAGAAGAAGUCACUCUAGUAGUUCUUCAGAUGAUUCAGAUAAAGAAAGGGGAAAGAAGAAUGAAGAUUUUGAAAUCCGUAAGAAAGAAGAUAGUGUGCAGAAGAAGCGGCAGUACCGAAGUAAUAAAGACGAUUCUUCCAGUGACUCUGAUCAUGGAAAAUCUAAAAAGGAUCGAAGGAGGUCUGGUUCAAGGCAGCGGUCAUCCAGAGAUCGACGGGAUCGAGAUAGAGACCGGGACAGAGACAGGGACCGAGACAGGGACAGGUCCCGUUCACGUAAGAGAGACAACAGACGCUCACGCUCUAGAGGGAGAGGCCGGUCUAGUUCUAGACGCGGAAGGUCUCGCAGUAGGGAGCGUUCCAGCAGGUACAGACCUAGCAGGAGGUCUCUGGAGCGUGAGAGAGAACGUGAGAGGGAAAGACAGCGUGAACGUGAGAGAGAGCGUGAGAGGGAACGUGAACGAGAAAGAGAGCGGGAGCGACGGAGGAGAAUAUCCCCACCACGGCGAAGGACACCUCCUCGCAGUUCACGGAGCCGACGCUCCAGAUCAACUUCCCGUAGGCGAUCAAGGACUAGAUCCCCCGUUCGAAGCAAUGAUAGGGACAGAGAUAGGCGAAGAGAGGAUGAAAGAAGAGAUAGAGAACGAAGGAAGGAGAAAGAAACAAAGAGGCGGCGAGACAGCUCUUCCCCUGUUCCUAAUGCCACAAAAGUUCAAGUUCCUUCAACAGCUCCUACAUCCAUAAAAAAUAAUAGAUUUUCAAACAGUCUGUCACGUACUCCAUCACCGUUUAGGAAACCUGAUGAGAAAGAAAAGAGUGAGGAACCAGAGGACAGGAGAAGGGACAGGAAACCCCCGACCAGAGACAGAUCAUCUUCUGCAGAAAGUGAACCAAGGUCUAACCGAAGGGAGGAAGAAAAACCCCCAGUGAAACCUAAGAGAGAAGAAAGUGAAGAGCCGUCAAAGAGAGACAGGGAGCGAAGCAGGAGCAGAGAAAGGGAAAGGGACCGCAGCAGAGAGAAGGAGAGAGAACGAUCAAAAGAAAGAAAGCCAGCUCCUAGCAAGAAGCGAUCAGAAUCACCUGUAGCAAAGAAAGAAGUUCGUGAAAAAGAGAAAAAGAAGUCUUACGAUUCAUCAGACGAAUCUGCCGAAUCUGACCAUGACAAACCCAAGAAAGGACGAAAAAGGCAUGAUUCCAGCUCAUCUCACGAAGAAACAAAAAAGAAAAAGAAACACAGACGUGAAUCUUCUUCAUCAGAUGAUGAUGAUGAAGAAGAAGAAGUAAAACCCAAAAAGAAAAAGCCGAAAAAAGAAUCAUCUUCAGAAGAAGAGGAAGAGGAGACAAAAUCCAAACGAAGCAAGAAAAAGAAGAAACAGAAAACUCCCUCCUCAUCAGAAUCAGAGGAAAGUGAAGUUGAAGAGAAAAAGAAGAAGAAAGAUAAGAAACACAAAAAACACAAGAAGCAUAAGAAGCACAGGAAGCACAAAAAACGUAAAGCCGAAACAGAUGAGUCCGAAGAUGCGUCUGAAGCAGAAGAAAUGGAGAGAAGACUUCGGGAAAGAGCUCUCAAGUCCAUGAAGAAGAGUCGAGAAGCUGCAAGUGAGAGAAGUGAUAGCAGCAAGUAGUGUUGUUAAGACUUGCUGAGAUGAAGUUAAUUUCAUUAUUACAUUUUUGUUUUCAAUUGUCAUAACUGUUCAAAACAAAUACAUCAAAAAUACUUUCUGAACAAUUUGUUAAAUCUUUUUUAUAACAAAAUUUUUAAAAUAAUAUUUACUAUCUUAUUUUAGUUGAACAAAUCUCACAUUCGUAUUAAUUAAAACUCACAGUCAUAUCAAUUUACUAAUAAACUCACAAAAUCUCGAAGUAGUUUAUUUAACUAGUGCUAUAGACAUGAAUCAUAAGUUAAGGUGAUAUUUAUUUUGGAAAAGUAUACAAAUGGGUACAAUAAAUAGUUUUUAUUAAUAAAUUGAUAUGACUGUGAAUUAUAAUUAAUACGAAUGUAAGAUUUGUUCAACUAAAAUAAGAUAAUAAAUAUUAUUUUUUAAAUUUUGUUAUAAAAAAGAUUUAACAAAGAUAAUUGUGAGUUUUUUAAUAAUUUAAAUAAGAUCAUAGAUUUCAUUUGAUGAAUGGUACAAGAAAGAUUUCACAAAAUGUUCAGGAAGUAUUUGUUACAAGUUUAAAAGAAUAUCCAGUUUUUCGUGUAUUCUGAAUUGCUGUUGAAAUGGUUUUAGUAAAACAUGGCCACUUUUAUUUUAUAUUGACUUACUAGAUGUAUUUAAUUAAAAUGUGUUUAAAAUAUUCA
Homalodisca vitripennis (glassy-winged sharpshooter) is the source of this 3908-nucleotide messenger RNA. RefSeq names its product serine/arginine repetitive matrix protein 1-like. The transcript has 20 exons. Gene Ontology annotation, cellular component: spliceosomal complex. NCBI's taxonomy places the organism in Eukaryota, Metazoa, Arthropoda, Insecta, Hemiptera, Cicadellidae. The coding region runs from base 493 to 3231 and encodes 912 amino acids. Gene Ontology annotation, biological process: mRNA processing; regulation of mRNA splicing, via spliceosome. Gene Ontology annotation, molecular function: RNA binding. The record is from RefSeq and is a predicted model, not a curated record.